This is a messenger RNA of Mytilus trossulus (common blue mussel), 929 nucleotides long. RefSeq lists its product as uncharacterized. The record is from RefSeq and is a predicted model, not a curated record. NCBI's taxonomy places the organism in Eukaryota, Metazoa, Mollusca, Bivalvia, Mytilida, Mytilidae. Bases 84 to 929 code for a protein of 281 amino acids. The transcript is spliced from 7 exons.
UAUAUAUAUACGUUGUAUGUACAUAUAUUUUUUUGUGUAGGAACGAUCGAUAGAAAAGAAGCGUAUCCAAAUAGUGAACAUGAAUGAAGGUCAACCUUUUAAUAUUAAUUUUUCUAAAGAUAUCUGCAGGUAAUAUAUCAUGGACUCAAUUAACUAAGCCAGCAAUAUUUGGGAACGAUGUUAGUCUUAGGUGUCAUCUCACGUCAGAGUAUUCAUGCUGUGACAGUUUUGCACGCAAAUGGUCUGCUGGAAAAACUUUUGAUUUAAUCAUGAUGAACGGUGUUUCAUCAAAUGCUACGAAAUACACAGAAACAGUAGACAAUAGAUUCAAUACUACUACUUUGACCAUCAUAAACUUCAACGAAAAUGACGUUAAUAUACCAUACGAGUGUACAUAUGGAUUUGACACAUUCAGCAAAUCCUUGGAAUUGACUCAAGCAAAUUUCGAAUUUUAUCCGGCUGAACAAAUUCCAGUUGACCUAGCUAUUGAUGAAAACCGUAUUGCUGCUUUAAACGUCACAUUCAAAACUAUAUUUCCUGCUCCAGUUUGUUCAGCAUCAGAUGGUGUUCAUAACAUAUCCAGCAAACUACAUGUUAAAACAGAUAAAAAUGGAAUAUUCUUCACAUCAAACAUCAAUCUAUUAUAUGACGUAAGAAACAGCUGUAAUAGAAUAGUCGUAGUACAAUGUACAAUAGGAAGAACACAUUUGACAAUUGUAAAUACUACCAUAUCUUGUCAAGAAGCAUCAGUUACUGUGCAGAUUUUGAAACCACUAUUACUGUCGAGUGGGGCAUUGUUAUUAGUAGCUUUGAUUGCCUCGUGGAUCGUCUACUGCAUUCGACGAAAAUGCACAUUGUUACAAACACGUCAGCCUAGAUAUGAACCACGUGAAUCAAGUCAGGGGAUGGUUACAUCAGAUGAUGGUUAG